This is a messenger RNA of Colletotrichum graminicola M1.001, 2100 nucleotides long. RefSeq names its product fungal specific transcription factor domain-containing protein. Gene Ontology annotation, biological process: DNA-templated transcription. The transcript is spliced from 6 exons. The record is from RefSeq and is a predicted model, not a curated record. The coding region runs from base 1 to 2100 and encodes 699 amino acids. NCBI's taxonomy places the organism in Eukaryota, Fungi, Ascomycota, Sordariomycetes, Glomerellales, Glomerellaceae. Gene Ontology annotation, molecular function: zinc ion binding; DNA binding.
AUGGAGCGAGAACUUUACGAAGAUGUAGUCUCGAGACUGGCUCAGAUGGAGAAGCUGGUGGAGGAGCUCCAAACCUCAAAGCCAGAGCAGGAGGCAUCAGCAACCGUGUCGCCCCGACCGUCGGCAACGCCGUCGUCGGUACAGCAGUCUCCCUUGCCGAGGCGAAAGGCCAGCAGUACGAGCCCUUCGUCAGGUAACCCGGACUCUUGUCCCUCGCCGCCGUCGGCCACAUCGUCGAUAAAGUCAAGGCCGUACUAUAUCGGCGCCGCUGAUGACACAUCGGUUAUCGCAGCAGGCGCCUCCUCUCUGCUUUCAACGCAAGGCCUGGCCCAGAUUGAGCUUCUCAUUGGAGACGCUAGAUUCACCAAUGCUCUGCUUAGUCUACGGACAAAGGUUGUAGAUCUACACCGAAAACCAUUCUUGAGCCUUGCCGAUCUGAACCACCCCUUACCUCCUGACCAUGUCAUCAUAGACUACGUGAACGAGUUUCUCGCGACGUGGAACGUCAGCAUCCGGCUCUUCCAGGACCACGAGUUGCGAGACGCGCUACGGUCCCACACUCAAGGUCAGCCUCCUGACGACCCAGGUUGGCUGAUGGCCCUCAAUGCCAUCAUCGCACAUGUUAUCCGCAACAGGAAUUGUAUGCGGAACAAGGAGGAGUACCAAAAAUACAUCCACAAUGCCCUCGGGAUGGUUCCCAACAUCAUCCUACGCACGCCGACGCCCAUGACAAUAGGGGCACUUUUGUUGACCGUCAAGUACUUCAACUUCACGUCCGAGAAUCACAUCUCCAUGAGUCUCAUGGGCCUCACUGUACAGCUCCUUAUGAUGGCGGGCUAUCACCGCCUCGAGAACUACCCAUCCCACCCAGACCUGCAGAUCGACCCUGUGAACCGCCUCCACCGUCGCCGCCUCUUCUGGCGAGCGUAUAUCAUCGACCACGACCUCAUGCUACGGAUGGGCAAGCCCCCGCUCAUCGGCGACGACUUCCUCCUCGACCUGCCCGAGGAGCACCCGGCAGACGGCUACGGCAUGUACUACUACCCUGACGGUGUGACGCUCAACUUUUUCCGCCAGCAGGUCCGCCUCGCCCAGAUCCAGGGUCACAUUGCAGCUGCGCUGUACCACCGCAUCGACGCGCCGCCCGCCGAGCUCGAGGCCGAGAUCCGCCGCCUGGAUGCCGAGCUGCAGGAGUGGCGCGAGAGUAUCCCCCCCAUGAUCCGCGCCGAAAAUGCCGAAGCGCUGCUAGACGGCGACUAUUACAGGAUGCUGGGCCUGACAGUGCUCCACUUCACAUACUUCCAGCUCAUCGUGGCCAUCCACUCGGCCGCUUUCAGGUUGCCUUCGCUGGGGGAUCAGGAGGGCACAGAAACCAUCGACAUAGGCCCGAGUCUUGCUCUGUGCGUGAGCGCGUCGCGCGCCUCCAUCUCGCUCUUGAAUUACCAUCAGAUUGAACAUGUGUUCACACCGUAUCUACUGUAUCAAGUCGCUUGGAGCGUAGACAUCCUCUUUGUCAACAUCAUCCAGAACAGGACGAACCCCCGCGCGCAUCGCGAUCUUGAGCUCAUUCGCAACGUGAUCGGCUUCUUCGAGAAGUACGACCCGCUGCACCAGUCGGUGAUAGCGUACCACACCAUCAAAGUCAUAGCCGACGUCGCCGCUUCCGUCCUGGCGAAUACCCCAACGCUGCCGCCGCACAUGCUCCCCGCCCCCCUCGGGCCCUCGCCCAUUCCCGAACAGCCCCAACAAGCCGCUCCGUUAACGGCGGGGAUACCCGUGGAUGCCUUCUCAUCCCCUAUGGGAGGAGCUGGACUGGUCGGUAGUGGCGGUAUCAAUAGUGGCACUACCGACAUGUUGCGUUCCAUGACGACCCUUUCCAUGUCUGGCACGCCGCCGCCGCCGCCGCCGCCGCCGCAGCAGCAGCAGCAGCAGGGCUUUAUGGGCAUCGUAGGGGGGCCGACGCAACCUGACGAGACCCAAUUCUUCCCAGGUUUUGUAAACAUGGCUGCCGACUGGCGGCUGCCCAUGGAUUUCCAGCCGGAGCUGUGGCAGUACGACAGUGUUUUGAAUAACCAGUUUCCCAACCAAAGUUUAGAAUAA